This is a messenger RNA of Acanthamoeba castellanii str. Neff, 588 nucleotides long. RefSeq lists its product as uncharacterized. NCBI's taxonomy places the organism in Eukaryota, Discosea, Longamoebia, Acanthamoebidae. The transcript has 3 exons. The coding region runs from base 1 to 588 and encodes 195 amino acids. The record is from RefSeq and is a predicted model, not a curated record.
AUGGAGAGCACCAGAUUGAAAUCGCGAGGAGAUUAUGAAGAAGGCGGCAGCAGCUUGUUCGGCAAGCCGCCAGGCCUCGUGGCGGUGCUCAUCGGUAAUGCGGUGGUGCUCGUGGCUGCGGUGGUGCAGGGCGCAGUCUACUACAGCAUGCUGCCCGAUGAACUGCCCGCCCACUUCGACUGGCAAGGCAAAGUGGACGCGUACCGAUCCAAGGCGUUCAUGGUGGGCAUCUACCUGGCGGCGGUGCCCGCGCGCGAGUACUGGCUCAACCCGGCCUUCCCCGAGCGACAGGAGCGGGCCUUCGCCUACUUGAAGUUCUGGCUCAUGGGCUUCGGCAUGACCUUCGGGGCCUACCUGGUCCUCUUCUUCGCCAUCGUCUUCCACAUGGCCUACACGGGCGACCACAGCGGCUUCUUCUGGUUCUUCUGGCCACUCACCAUCGCCUACCUCGUGCUGGUCGCCUUCGGCGUCUACUCGCUCUACUCGCACUUCCUCAACGAGCCCAUCAAGGAGGCCCUCAUCAACUACGCCGAGAUGGGCGGCUCCUACGAGACCUUCUCCACCCCGUCCCGCAUCUACUACCAGUAG